Moneuplotes crassus is the source of this 1504-nucleotide messenger RNA. The record is from the annotation of a GenBank genome assembly. NCBI's taxonomy places the organism in Eukaryota, Ciliophora, Spirotrichea, Euplotida, Euplotidae.
AACAAAUGGAAACUUAUGGAGAAAGUAGGUGCCAAAAGAUUGUAAGCCUGCUCACGAAGAGAGGCAGCUGAUUUGAGAUUUUGGUCUUUGUGGGAGGAAUGAUACACUGGCAGUGGCUGAUGAGGUUGUUGUGAAGAGAGACUAAGGAGUAUUAUGAGAAGAGGGAGGAGGAGUUUAGGGAGUUAGAGAAGCUUGUGUUGGGACAAGGAUGGAGAGUAAUGCAGCUUGUGAGGAGGUAUUUUGAUUCGAAAGCGUAUAUUCCGAGUGAUGUUAAUCUUCAGUUUACUUAUAUCUCACAAGUGUCUCCUUCUUUGUUCAUAGAGAAUGUUAUCAAAGAAGAUUUAGUUAUUCCACAAUUUAGGUCUUUAUAUUUAAAGUUUUAUGAAUAUUCCUCCUGACCAAAGGAUGUUGGUAAAACAAAUGAUUUCUGUAGCAAAGUAAAUGAAUUCUUACAUCAUAUUUAUGAAAAAUACCAAGAAGUAACAGAAUCAGAAUUCUCUCAGAUUCCUUUCGAAAAAUUAAUCAUUGAUUAUGAUAUUUUGGGAGCAUCAUCUCUUAAUGAUCAAUUAACCCAAUUUUUUGAAAUCAAAGAUCUAAACGUUAUAAUUCAAUUCAAAAAUCCAACCAUGAAGAGAGCUUUUGAAGCUUUAUGCAAGGUAAAAACUCUCCAAAAAGUAACCCUGUCUAAUCUGAUCGCUGGAGAGACAAAAAGUACUGUUGAAAUAAAUAAAAAGCCAAAAAGUAAAAUAACCCACAUUAUACUCCUGGAGAACAUAAUCUACCUCCCCAAAGGUCCAAGAAAGUACGAAUACAUCCCUAAAAGCCUCCACACAGUAACCCUAUCCUUCAUCGACCUCCUCAAGACCUCUUCCAUCCACAAAAACCUUUCCUCCCUCACUCUCCACCUAAUCGACAGCACUGGCCUCCACAAUUUCUACACUAAAAAAUUCAGAAAUGCCUUGAAGCUGAUCCCAGAGAAGUUAAAUGAGUACAUUCAUGAUCAAGGGAUGGAUUUCAGCUUUGAGUUGAGACAUAUUGUUACUUCUGAGUAGGGGUUAAGAAGGAAUUUGGGGUGUGGGAUUGGGGAUUUGGGGAUUUGGAGGAGAGGUUGGGUGGAUAAGGCGUGGAUGUGGGAGAUUGUGGGUUAGGUUUUUAGGGAUUGGGAAUGAGGUUGGGUUUUGUGGGGUGGUUUGUGGUUAUUGGGGGUUUUAUGGUGGAGAUGGGAUUAAUGAUGAUUUCAAGAGGGAGGUCUUUGUGAAUUGAAAAUGUUGGAAAAUAUGUGAGUUUUUAGGUUUGGAUUUUAUUUCUAAAUUUGUAAUAUUCUUCAUUUGAUUUUAACCCCUUAAACCCUAAAUUCCUAAUUUGGCCUCCAACAUCACUAACCUAACUUUUAAACAAAACUUAUCCCUACUAAAAUCCCCAAAACCACAUCCAAAUCACUCUCCCUUCCACACUAUUACUACCAACCAACCCUAAUCUCACUAUUAAGAGUAUUUCAACUUGU